Molecule: messenger RNA, 2315 nt
Organism: Mobula hypostoma (lesser devil ray)
Lineage: Eukaryota; Metazoa; Chordata; Chondrichthyes; Myliobatiformes; Myliobatidae
Product: probable G-protein coupled receptor 139
Exons: 2
Coding region: 1-1083 (360 amino acids)
Biological process (GO): phospholipase C-activating G protein-coupled receptor signaling pathway
Cellular component (GO): plasma membrane
Molecular function (GO): G protein-coupled receptor activity
Source: RefSeq, a predicted model, not a curated record
AUGGGCCAGAAUCCGGGAACAGCAGCGUGGAACGCGACAGAAGCUCCGAAGAAUGUCUUCUGGGCUGCUCAGUUGAUCUUUGCGAAGUAUGAAUGGAUGACCUUGGAUCUUCGAAUCGCGCACGCAUUAAAAGUCAUUCAAGUGAUUUACUACCCUGGUCUGGCUAUCAUUGCUCUUCCCGUGAACCUGGUGACGAUUUUAAUCCUGUCCAGAGGAAAGUGCGGUCUCUCCAGAGUCGUCACUCGCUACCUAGUUGCCAUGGCAGCGGCGGAUCUUAUGGUUGUUGUCCUGGACCUGAUAUUGAGCAAGAUUCCGAAUAUUUACGCGCCAAUUGAACUUCUCACCUGGGCUGCGGACACACCAGUGUGUCAAAUCCACGCCGUCCUGCUUUACGCCGUCACCGAUUGUUCGGUCUGGUUCACCGUCACUUUCACAUUUGACCGGUUUGUGGCCAUUUGUUGCCAGAAGCUGAAAACAAAAUAUUGCACCGGGAGAACUGCGGCUGUGAUGCUGGGGACAGUGACUGCGAUCAGCUGUUUAAGGAACAUUUACUGGUAUUUUCGACUCUCGGGAUAUUAUGCAGCGCUGAUUGCUCCAUUUAUUUGUGUAGAUACCGCAGAUUAUGUGCCUUUAUUUGUCGCAAUGUCAGUUGAUUUAUUGAAUUACCUUCUCACUCCUGUAAUCCCAUUUCUGCUGGUCCUCCUGACGAAUGGAUUAACCAUCCGGUACGUUUUAGUCACCAGCAGAGGGCGCAGGAGACUCCGGCGUGCUGACAAGGGACAGAGUGCCAGAGACCCGGAGAUGGAGAGCCGCAGGAAAUCACUCGUUUUACUGCUGAUCAUCUCUGGCAAUUUCGUCCUGCUGUGGGCACCGUUCACUGUGCAUUCUGCUUGGAACCGACUGUCUGCUUUGUCUGCCGUGACGCUUCCUGCUGAUUCUCUGCGAGGACUGGGCUCGAUGCUGCAGAUUCUGAGCUGCUGCACAAACACGGCUCUUUACGCCGUCACCCAGACCAAGUUCAGGGAGCAACUGAAGGACGCGAUAAAACAUCCCCUGGCUCUCAUUGCUGCAAGGAUGUCAUGAAUUAGUGAUGUUUCCCUGCCUGGCCCAAAUAAUUCACCACCCAUUGCAAACAAUCUCUGCACCAAUGAAGCCAGGCGUUCUCCUUGUUUAUCUCAUUCUUCGCCAGCAUGAUUGCUCGCUCUGGUUCACUGACGAUCAUUUUAAUCUUUUUUUCCUGCAUUCACCAGUUUAUAUCCCCCCUCUCUUCCCCAGUGGAACGACCUACAUUUGUUAGUGUAGACCAGCGCCAUCGUUGUGACCUACAGUUCUGUUCUCCUGUUCCAGCCGCACUGCUCCGCUCCAGCGUGAAACCUCUUCUGUGUUCCCGAAACCUCUCCCGUUUAACAGUGAGUGCGAACGGUCCGGUUCACCCAGCUCGCAGGUCAUACUGGAAAUUAUCUCUUGUCCCGGGUAUCGCUCUGAUAAAUUCUAGCAUUCCAGAAACAUCAUGCAAUCACAAUGUUAAGAGAAGUUUGAAAAAUCGAUGUUAGUGGUGAGGAAAUGCGAAUGCCAAUCCGCAAUGUGGGGUGCAGUUGCUCUCGGUUAUUUUUAGUAUUAACUUGGCCGCAGCGGCAUCCGAGGACAGACAUGUCGAGGGAUUUGCAUUGCAUUUGCAGUCUCUCCCGACAGGGCUAUUGCAGGGCCUGGGUAAAAGAACAGGUGUUGGUACAGAUCUUCCAGCUUUGUCUGUCUUUCCCAGCUACAUUGUUCGUUUUUACGGUACUGUGUGGUGACAAAAUUAACAAUAUUUUUUUAGAGCACGACCGCUAUCAGGUUUUAUCGAACGCGGCUGGUUGAAGAGAGCCGAAACUCUACGGGUUGCCGCCAUCACAGAGGCCGGAUCAGACCGAAACUGUAUCACUGAAUGUGUCUCUCUGAGCAGAGAGGAAGGAGAACUGACCGAGGAACUGUUUUCUGGAAAAGAUCAGGAACGCGCGAGUAAAGCAACAGAGUACAGCAAACACAUAACUACAGGCUCGGGCAGGUCUUCUGCUCUGCUGAUAAAAUAUUGUUGAAAUGAUCCCGAGUACGAUAAUAUGGACUCUUCACCUCCCAGUUUAUUCCGUUGUGAUUUUCCUCCUUUUUUGUAGACUUGUUGUUCAGUGUUUCUGUGGUUGUUACAUUUUAUUCAGAAUUGUAACUGUUUGACCUUUUUCUGUUUAUUCUACUUCACGGCUCUAUAUAAUGAUUUGAACUGUACACAGGACUGGAUUUUCACAGCAUCUCAGUACAUGUGACAAUAUUAAACCGAU